Molecule: messenger RNA, 2824 nt
Organism: Nomia melanderi (Alkali bee)
Lineage: Eukaryota; Metazoa; Arthropoda; Insecta; Hymenoptera; Halictidae
Gene: dup
Product: chromatin licensing and DNA replication factor double parked
Biological process (GO): regulation of DNA-templated DNA replication initiation; DNA replication checkpoint signaling; DNA replication preinitiation complex assembly
Cellular component (GO): nucleus
Molecular function (GO): DNA polymerase binding; DNA binding
Source: RefSeq, a predicted model, not a curated record
GUUUUUCGUUUGGCGCCUAAACUAACAAAAAAGGCGGGUGUUGGGUACGCGUUAUCAGCGAUAGGAUUCACUGGACAUCAAUGCGAUAGACAGAAGUACGUAAACAAGGUAUUGAAAAUUUUUAAAAUUUCAACGGACUUCUGUUGCACAUAUAUAUCCGUAUAUAAAAACAUGUCUCAGCCGUCAGUAACAGCGUACUUUAAUACGCGCAAACGACAAGCAACUGACGAUUUGCGAAGCAAGGCAAAAGUGUUGCUUCUUGAACGGGAUCAAUCAAAAUUAGCGAAUAGCCAGAAUCGGAAUUCACUGAAUAAAGAUAUUUCCGAAUCAUCCGAAUCACUAACUUCAAUAAAAGAGGAAAACACAAUGGUUACGAGUCCGAAAAUGAUUCUCGUCUCAGGAAAAGAGGUAACGAAUACUCGUAUUGUGAAAUCUAAUUCUGCCGUUCGUAAUAUACAAUUCGAUUCCUCUAAACCAAAUACUCAAAAAACAUCUAAAAGCAAUCCUCGAGUCCGAGCUGUACGCUCUAGGAAAUUAUCUGGGCAAGAGGGUCAGAUAGACAUUCGAGAAAGCUUCCAAAAGAUCACAGAAGAUUUAGAUACAAACAGAGUGUUAUUUGAGAAAAAAGGAGCAUUAAGCCCAAAGAAAAAAGCUUCAGGAACGCCAAAAAAGAACAAUGCUGCUGUUGAAAGUCUGUGUAUGAACAUCUCAAACGAUCAAUCUGUGGUUACUUGUGUUACACCAAAAAAAGCAUCGACCAUGGAUAAAUUGGCAAAACCCGAAUUGUCUAUAACUGAUAUAAAGAACAGAAUUAAUAAAUCAAGCAGACUCAUGGAAUUGAAAGCGUCUAUUGCAAGGUUCAAAAACUGUGAACAAAAAUUAGAGAAAUUACAAAAACAAAAUGAAUCUAAAAAACCACAGAUACAGAAAUUUGAGAAGAUUCAACUUGAAAUACCAGUUAGUCCACAGAAAACAUACAAAUCACCAAGUAAAAUAGUAUUAAGUCCUAUGAAGAGUAAGGAAUUAUUUGCAGCCAGUCCUCAAAAACGAAUUUUAUUUGAACCUAAGGAAUCAACACCCAGUCCAGUGAAGGGUAGUCCAACAAAAACACCAGCUUAUCAGCAGUAUCUAUCAUUAGCUGAAAGUGGAACUCCUGCUUUGCCAUUACCUUACCAUUAUAGAUUUUUAGCAGAAGCAUUUAGAUGUGUAGACACGGUUUCAGCAAUGCUUUUUAAUCGCAAAGAAACAAUAACAUUUAAAAAGUUGAAGCCUGCAGUUCAAGAAUUAUUGCGUAAAAACUUUACAUUGGAACACGUAGCACAAAUUAAAACUAUUUACCCAGAUGCGUACAUUUAUCAGCAGGAGAAGUAUCGCACAUUUGGUUCUACAUCCAAGCAAGAUAAAUAUGAGCUAAUUUUUACACCUAUUGUUGAAGAGAAGACUGGAAGAAAUACACCUGAUGCAGAUGAUGUGUUGAAAACAGCUUCCGAAGUUAGUAUGGGACCGAAAGUAUUGUUGGAUAGACGAAGAAAGUUCUAUAACAUUUUGCUGGAUAAAGUGAAGGAUGAGCAUGAGAAAUUCUUACUUAGUUUAGAGACUCCAAUGCGUGUACCAAAGGAAAAGAUUUUACGUUGGCAUCCAGAGUUUAAUGUUGAAAGUUGCAAAUCGAUUGAACAAUCUGAAUUGCCGCAGCCACCAAAUAUAGAAAAAAUAUUGACUGCGAAGGAUGUUCUUGACAAAGCAAAGUCAUUAUUCAAUUGUGGUACACGCAUGGAAAAAGCAUUGCAACGACUAGCUGAAGCAAAAAUGACUUCAAAGUCAUCUCCAGAGAGAGACGAGAACAGUGCAGUACAAACUGAAGAUGGUAUCCGGAAAGUUAAUAUUACCGUUGUGGAUACACCACCCGCUACACCUACCACACAAAAGAAUUUCGUUAGUAUGUCAUUUAAAGGCAUACCAAAGGCCCUUUUAGAAAAGGUUCGAGCAAAACAAGCAGCUAAAGCAUUGGAAGCUAUGACACGUACACCGGAUGCUAAUAAAGAAGCUGCCAUGUAUUCAAGGCUUCCAGAAUUGAGCAAAAUCCUGCGUAACAUUUUUGUUGCCGAGAAGAAAAGUGUGUUGACUCUUGAAUUCGUGAUUGGAAAACUAGAGAAUUCUUAUAAAUCAAAAUUGAACCCCAACGAAUUAGAAGAGCAUAUACGUUUGUUAUGUAAACUACUACCCGUAUGGACCAGUAUACACAAUGUUAGAAAAGUAGACUACUUGAAAUUGCAAAAAGAAGUUGAUCUAGGAAAGGUCGUUAAAAGAUUAGAAAUCAUAGCUAAUGAUAAAGUAACAUCUAAAUGACAUUAAUUGACAAUAUAAAAUAAUUUUUCCCCUUGUUUCGAAUUUAUGAUUUAUACAUGAAUCAUUAUUAAUAUUGAUGAUAAUUAUUUCCUUGUAUUUCACUGUGUUUGUUACAAUCUAUUAUAUUAUCUCAUCACAUUUGCAAUGAAUGUUAUUUAAUGUAAUUCAAUUCUGGUUCAAGGUGGUAAAUGUAAGAUUAGUUUCUCUAAUGUGCACAAAAUAAAACAUACUCUUUCUUGUGCUCCUUAUAAUUUUAAGUAAAAUUAUCAUAUUAAGCAAUAUUUCAAUUUUUGGUUCAGUUCAUGCUAUUCUUUACAAAAUAAUAUUGUAACAUUUACAGAGAUAGAAAUUAGCAUCUAAUUUGUGAUUAAAACACUACUUUACAAAAUAUUAUAACAUAUAUGCACUUAUUUUACCGUAUUAUGUUUAUUCUAAUGAAAUAUUCAUAUUUUGUUACAAAAUCAUUUUUCUUUCGUAA